AUGCCGAAUGUGCCCAAGGACAAGCACCAGAGAGUUCACACACAAUGCCAAAUAUGCUCAAGAACAAUACCAGAAGGUUUACAAUGCCAAGGACAAACACCAAAGAUUCAUACACCAAAAAAAUACCUAAAGACAAACACCAGAAGAUCCACAAUGCCAAAUAGAGAAUUCACCUUAUAUUGCCGGAAGAGCACAGAGACACACUAUAUAACGUCAAAAGUUUCUAGAAUAAACACACUGAAAAAGCUCAAAGAAACACUAAAGAAAGUACUGAAAAUACCCGAGAAUUCCAGAGAACAUAUUAAAAAAAAAGGUUACUUCUGUAGAAAUGCUGAAGAAACAUUCUAA
Dentiscutata heterogama is the source of this 348-nucleotide messenger RNA. The record is from the annotation of a GenBank genome assembly. NCBI's taxonomy places the organism in Eukaryota, Fungi, Glomeromycota, Glomeromycetes, Diversisporales, Gigasporaceae.